GACCUGAUCUGAAGAUGAAGAUGUCUUUACUCGGAGACAUAAACGAGCACAACUAGGGGAAUAAUGCUGUGAAGAUUAUAUAUUCAAGUAUGGAAGACCCCGGUGCUUUGACGGAUCAGUAAACACACAAGAUGACUGAAAACAACACAAGCACCGAGACAUGGACUCUUAUUCACCCGUCCGGGAGUCCUCAUGACCUCAUCUAUGACAUGCCAGUGGAUUACGAGGUCCCGGUGGACGAGAUUCCCGACACGACUCAGGGACGAGCGUUUUUCGUAGCCACCAUCGUCAUUGCGAUGGUCCUGGUUUGCAUUAUGCUGGUCUGUGGCGUUGGGAAUUGCGUGUUUAUCGCCUCGUUGGCACGUUACAAGAAAUUGAGGAAUCUGACCAAUUUGCUCAUCGCCAACUUGGCGAUAUCAGACUUUCUGGUGGCGACUGUGUGCUGCCCCUUUCUGGUGGAUUAUUACGUGGUCAAGCGGCUGUCGUGGGAUCAUGGGAUCGUGCUUUGUGUUUCCAUUAACUACCUGAGGACUGUGUCUCUCUACGUGUCCACCAAUGCCCUGCUGGCCAUCGCUGUGGACAGGUACAUGGCUAUCGUUCACCCGCUGAGGCCCCGUAUGAAGUAUCAGACAGCAUACUGGCUUAUAUUUGGGGUCUGGAUAAUCCCGGUUCUCAUCGCCGUACCGUCCGCAUACUUUGCCACAGUGCACGAGUACCCGCAUAGCACGCUCCACCACGACAAGAAGAUCUUCUGCGCCCAGAUCUGGUCUGCAGAUCAGCAGCUCAUGUACCGCUCCUACUUCCUCUUCAUCUUCAUCGUGGAGUUCCUGGGGCCCGUGGCCACCAUGUCAGUCUGUUACGCCCGGAUUUCAAAGGAGCUUUGGUUUAAGAAUGUUCCCGGAUUUCCAACUGAGCAACUUCGGAAGCGUCUACGACGGCGGCGCAGAACAGUCGUGGCACUAAUCGCGGUUUUGGCGGCGUACGUGCUGUGCUGGGCGCCGUAUUACAGUUUCACAUUGCUACGUGAUUUUUACCCGGCGCUGAUCACGCGAGGGCGGAAUUCUCUGGUCGUUUUUUACAUCAUCGAAUGCAUCGCUAUGAGCAACGGUGUCAUUAAUACUCUCUGUUUUGUGAGCGUUAGGAAUAAUGCAGUGAAGUGGCUCAGAGCGGUUAAAUUCACUAAGUGGCGCUCGCUGACGAGGGUUAUUGUUGGAAAGAUAGCCGAAGACGACAUUAGGACUUCCUCGUUGAGAGUGACCGAGGAUGUGGAAUGUACACGAAUCAAAUAAAAAAUCAUCAUCUUUCAUGAGGACCAAAAAAUAUUGACUUUGGAAGGAUCAGUGAAUUUAUUAAUAUGAGUUUUGAGAUGUAAAAUGGCUGAUCGCAAGAAUUUUCAGAUCGAUCAGAACAUUACUGAAGAUCACUGAUGUGUUUCAGCCAACAGCUGUGGUGUUUUGGUUUAGCGUCUUUUUGAUUUUGAGGCUUGAUUUAGCCACAAAUUUCUCUCUGUGUUUCA
Danio aesculapii is the source of this 1516-nucleotide messenger RNA. It is a transcript of the gene prokr1a, whose product is annotated as prokineticin receptor 1a. The transcript has 3 exons. Gene Ontology annotation, cellular component: membrane. Lineage: Eukaryota; Metazoa; Chordata; Actinopteri; Cypriniformes; Danionidae. Bases 132 to 1289 code for a protein of 385 amino acids. Gene Ontology annotation, biological process: neuropeptide signaling pathway. Gene Ontology annotation, molecular function: neuropeptide receptor activity. The record is from RefSeq and is a predicted model, not a curated record.